UUCACUUCCAAAAGCCAAAUCAAAAUCAUGGCGCCCAAGAAGUCCUCAUCGUCUGCUUCUCCAAUCCUAAUCGGUAAUUGCGAGGUCACUGUAGAAGCACACAACUUCACUUGCCAAUCAGAUCCCAACAGCCUCCAAAUUUCUCUCACCAAAAGCGCAAAAAUCAAAAUUUCAGUGAGGGAAGACUUCAGUAGAAGAUGCAGUGAUGAUAUUUGGGAAUCUAAAGCUGAAGGAGAAGCAGGGAGAGCUUCCAUUCUUGGGGAUGAGUAUAUUUUUGUCCUAGUAAAUUCAAAAGAUUCUGAUAGCUGUAGCAAAUCCUAUCUUCAGGAGGCGUUAAAGAUAUACACCAUAGAAUUACCUGCAAUGAAUUAUAGUGCAAAUACUGGAAAGCAAUCAAUGUUUCUAGAAAAAUGUGUCUCAAAUGGGAAAUACUGCUCACUGCUUUUGAAAUCCAGGUCUGGUGAAAGUUCUGAAGAAGCUAUAGCUGCAAUUACAUAUCAAAUAGUCCCUUCUGACACCCAGUAUGCUGAGAUUCCUCUUGCUGCUGUUAGUUCAAUCCACCAACACAAGGGUUUUGGUCACUACUUGUACAUGGAAUUGAGGAAGAGACUUUGGAGUGUUGGUGUCCGCACUAUAUACUGUUGGGGAGAUAAGGAAUCUGAGGGUUUUUGGCUUAAACAGGGUUUUGAAUCCAUAGCAGAGGUGGACGAAAAAGGUAGAGCUUGUCGCAGGCUGCCCAUUAAGGCUGAUAUCCGUAGAGCAUUAUGCUUUCCUGGUGGUUCAAUCCUUAUGGUUUCACAUCUUAAUAAGGAUACUUCAGCUAACUAUGUAGAGCCAUUGAAGUUCCUUUUUCCACUAAAACCUCAUAAGAAGCCUUCAUCAGCUGUUGCUGUGUCUAUUCAUCCUGAGGAGGGUUGCAAUACUUUGAACACAGAAAAUCAAAUGGCAAAAAGUUCUCAUUCUGAAAGAAUGAUAGGGGAUGCGUUUCUUGGAGAAGAUAACAAUUUAGAUGCAGGUUUUUCUUGGAAUCAGGAAUGCAAAGAACCAGCUCCAUUUGAGGGACAGAAAUGCAGCAAGAUGACAAAUGGUGCAGAAUUGGAAAAGAUUGAAGCUGAUAUUGAUGUCAAAUGCUGUUCCUGUCAUACACAAGGUACAAAGAGGGCUUGGGAAGCCUCAUUAUCCUCACUGAAGUCAAAAAGAGUGAAGGGAAGUCAUCAAAUUGAUUGUGAAACAGAAUCUAUCAUGGGUUUAGAUUCAGGAUCAGGAAGUGAAAGAAUUGAUCGUUGCUUUAAUGAGUGCUCCUUGGGCAUUUCAAAAAGUAGUUAUUUUGUGGGGGUUACUCCUACAAAUCCCUUGACUAGUAAUUGCAUGGAAAAUAAUGCCAAAGAAGGUAGAUCAAUUAACAUGGCAUCAGAAGCUCUGGUCAGCAAAGAACUUCCAUCCAAGGGAGAAGGCGUAAGAAUCAUGUUGAUGAAUAUUGCUGAUGAUACUAAGAAAAUGCAUCUUUCAAAGGUAAUUGAAAUUCUUGGUGGUAUUGUUACAUCUGAUGGAAGUGAAAGCACACAUGUAGUCACAGGAAAAGUAAGAAAAACUAUCAAUUUCUGCAAUGCUCUCUGCUCAGGUGCUUGGAUAGUCUCAUCAAGUUGGUUAAAAGAAAGCUUCCGAAAAAGCAAAUUUGUGGAUGAAUUGCCAUAUAUUUUGCAUGAUGAGGAACACAUUGUCAGGUAUGGAACUGAGUUAAAACAUGCAGUUUUCAGAGCAAAAGCCAGACCCAGAGCUCUGCUUAAAGGGUAUAACAUAUGUCUCCAACCUCCAGUUGAAGCUCUAUCCACCAUUGUCAGGUCUGCUGGUGGGAAUAUAAUUUCUGGAUUGGACAAAGUAAAUGAAGCAUCAAAAACAAUUUUUGUUGCUUGUGAAGAAGACAUGGAAGAAGCAUUCUCAGCUGCAAAGAAAGGGAUACGGACAUUCAGCAGUGACUGGUUGAUAAACUGCAUCAUGAAACAAGAGCUGGAUUUACAGGCACUUCAAUUUGCUGAGUCCUUGUGAGGAAACUACACAACUUGCAGUGAGGUUUGGACAAGUAGGAGAAUGUAAAUUUGUUUUCUCCCCCUUUUCCAUUUCUUGCUUUUGUGCAGAGAAAGAAAACUCUAGGCAAAAGCAAAUGUUAUUAUUUAUCCAUGGAAUUCUUAUUUCAAUCUGAAAAGACCAUCAGAAUUCAAAAUAUUUUGUUUAAAAAAGAGAACUCUUAACAUGUUGUGAAGGCCUGUUUUAUCUGAAUGAUAAUGCUAAGAAUUUUUAUUGUAGGGCAA
Hevea brasiliensis (rubber tree) is the source of this 2309-nucleotide messenger RNA. RefSeq lists its product as uncharacterized. The record is from RefSeq and is a predicted model, not a curated record. Bases 28 to 2046 code for a protein of 672 amino acids. NCBI's taxonomy places the organism in Eukaryota, Viridiplantae, Streptophyta, Magnoliopsida, Malpighiales, Euphorbiaceae. Gene Ontology annotation, molecular function: acyltransferase activity, transferring groups other than amino-acyl groups. The transcript has 14 exons.